This is a messenger RNA of Neopelma chrysocephalum (saffron-crested tyrant-manakin), 1387 nucleotides long. RefSeq names its product C1q and TNF related 8 (gene C1QTNF8). The record is from RefSeq and is a predicted model, not a curated record. Gene Ontology annotation, molecular function: protein binding. Bases 87 to 914 code for a protein of 275 amino acids. The transcript is spliced from 2 exons. NCBI's taxonomy places the organism in Eukaryota, Metazoa, Chordata, Aves, Passeriformes, Pipridae.
CCAUUCCCACCUGGAGCCUCCCGGUGCCACUCCGAGCUCAGCUAAUAAUUAACCCCAAGAAAAGCACCUCGGGGUAACACCGACAGAUGGCUCUGAUUGGAAUCGCUGUGUUAAUAAUUCCUGUUCCUUUGCUGGUCCAGCUGGCCCUGCUGAAGAUGAGGGUGGUGCUCCUGCUGCUCCUGGUGUCCGUGGGGAACGUCGGAGCGGAGCUGGAGAAGGGCCCCCCCAGGCGCCUGUCGUGCGUGCGCUGCUGCGGCCCCUCGGAGCAGCCCGUGUCCAUCCUCUCCUCCAGGCACACCAGGAUGAGCAGCAGCCCCUACUCUGUGCCCAAAGUCCAGCCCACCAUAGACAUCACCAUCCUCAAAGGGGAGAAGGGCGAGAUGGGAGAGAAAGGGUUCCCUGGAGCAGCUGGCAAGGCUGGAGAGAGAGGAUUACGCGGCCUGAACGGCAGGAAGGGCCAGAAAGGGCAGCCAGGCCCUCAGGGCCACUCCUGCAAGCAGCUCUUCGCCGCCUUCUCGGUGGGCCGGAGGAAACCCCUGCACAGCUCCGACUACUUCCAGCUCGUCACCUUCGACACUGAGUUCGUGAACCUCUACCAGCACUUCAACAUGUUCACGGGGAAGUUCUUCUGCUACGUGCCGGGGGUCUACUACUUCAGCCUCAACGUGCACACGUGGAACUACAAGGAGACCUACGUGCACGUGAUGAGGAACGAGCGGGAGGAGGCCAUCCUAUACGCCCAGCCCAGCGAGCGCAGCAUCAUGCAGAGCCAGAGCCUCAUGCUGGACCUGCAGGAGGGCGACGAGGUCUGGGUCAGGAUGUUCAAGAGGGAGAGGGAAAACGCCAUUUACAGCGAGGAGUCUGAUGUUUACAUCAUCUUCAACGGGCACCUCAUCAAACCGGCCCUGGAGUAGCCGCUCGCCGGCUCCGGGCGCGAGGCUUUGGUAGAUGCAGUAGAGUCUUCCCUCGUAGAAGUGCACACCUAGUUCCACUUGGAAGGGUUAUAGAUCUGUAAGGGUUGUCUGUCCAUGCCCAGUGAGGAUGGAGGUGACUGUUCCAAGCUGCACAAGCACCCACAAGGCUUCAACUCCAGCUCUGCAACCCUGUGUAGACCCCCAGUAACAUCCCCACCAAGCUGGCAGCAAGAGUUUAACUCCUUUGCUCUCCUUUAGACAAGAAAUUUUAAUUAUACCUAAGGACCAGUUAUAUGGGUGCUAAAUAAGGAAUGUCAUUCUUCCUGCUAUUUGGGAAUCUUUAAACUGUCCAGGAAGGAUUAUAGAUCUAUAAGGGUUGUCUGUCCAUGUCCAGUGAGGGUGGAGGUGCCUGUUCCAAGGUGCUACGAGCUGCACAAGCACCCACAAGGCUUCAACUCCAGCUCUGCAACCCU